Cryptomeria japonica (Japanese cedar) is the source of this 1162-nucleotide messenger RNA. Its product is annotated as FAD-linked sulfhydryl oxidase ERV1. Gene Ontology annotation, cellular component: mitochondrion. Gene Ontology annotation, molecular function: flavin adenine dinucleotide binding; flavin-dependent sulfhydryl oxidase activity. Bases 196 to 909 code for a protein of 237 amino acids. The record is from RefSeq and is a predicted model, not a curated record. Lineage: Eukaryota; Viridiplantae; Streptophyta; Pinopsida; Cupressales; Cupressaceae. The transcript is spliced from 6 exons.
GGAUACCGAAUUUUGUGCUAAUACAACAGGCAUUAUUUUUCCGCUCUUGCAUUCUUUUAAAAACCGUUCUUUGUCACCGUGAUUGCGAAAGUUAUCAAUAUAUCUUCAAUUCUUUAACGUCCAGUUCUUUCAUCUCUGGUAUUCUUUCACUACACAAUUGAGCAUCAGAAGGAAGCUCAUUCAUGCCUGAUCGACAUGGCAAAAAAUCCUAUGGAACAAGUCUUACAUAACUUAGAAUUUUUUUCACGCUGCGUGCAUACUCACAUGUCCAAUUUCUUCCAAAACUUGCAGAAGAACGAACCCAAUUCUACAAAAAGAGGAAGCAGCUCUGUAACAUUAGGCAAUAAUAAAAUUGGAGAUGCUUGGCAGUUCGAUCAAGGAGCGACUAAACGCGGGUCUUUUUUAGAGGGGGAAAAGAAGAUUCCGUUUCAUUUGGAUAGGGCUGAUUAUAGAGGAGAUUUUGACGGCACAGAUGCAGUUGCUGUGGAUAACACUAAAUCUUUGACACAGGGUAAGCCAGGAAAGCUGAUAUCGAAAGAGGAGUUAGGGCGGGCAACAUGGACGUUGCUCCACACAAUUGGAGCUCAGUUUCCUGACAAGCCAACAAAGCAACAAAAACGAGAUGUGAAAGAAUUGAUGGCAAUACUAUCCAGAAUCUAUCCAUGUAAGGAAUGUGCCGAUCAUUUCAAAGAUGUACUUAAAGUGUUCUGUACGAUUUACAGAGCAAAUCCCGUUGAAGCAAACUCAGGGGCCGAGUUAGCACAAUGGAUGUGUCGCGUGCACAAUGUUGUAAACAGAAGCUUGGACAAACCCAGUUUCCCUUGUCAAAGAGUUGAUGCAAGAUGGGGUGCAUUGGAAUGCGACGAGGGUGCUUGUGACUUGCAAGGGCAAAGAAAGUCUCGUGUUUGAUAUGGUUGACUGUUUUUGAAAAUUGUUUUCCGCAUACACCCAAGUUACAUUCCCAGACGGUUGGCGCAAGAUGUACUCCAGAAUAUGAUGAGCUUCUAGGUGACAUGCGAGUUUGCAAGCUCUACUGCCCAAGCAUGGAAUACUAUUUAUUCAAUAUGUUGUGACACUAGUCUUUUUUGUUUUGAUUGGAUUUUGCUGAAACAUUUUAUUAUUAAUCAAAGUGCAAAGAAACGUGUGUUAUAUUUGAUAGACC